This is a messenger RNA of Trifolium pratense (red clover), 1242 nucleotides long. RefSeq lists its product as uncharacterized. The record is from RefSeq and is a predicted model, not a curated record. The transcript is spliced from 4 exons. The coding region runs from base 1 to 1242 and encodes 413 amino acids. NCBI's taxonomy places the organism in Eukaryota, Viridiplantae, Streptophyta, Magnoliopsida, Fabales, Fabaceae.
AUGAUUCAUGCUCUGAAGCUUGAAGAAGCUGCAUUAGAAGCAACUGAUGCAGGUGUUGAUGAGAAUCUGAGUGUUGAUGCAGGUGGUGAUAAUGAGGAAGAAGACUCUGAGGUUGAAGAUGAGGGAAAUGAUUCCCCAAGACAGUGCCUCUGUGAGCUGUGUCUAAGGAGUGAAGAAGUCUGCAGAAUCUCAGAAAAACAAAAGGAGACAAUCUCAAAGUUGCAAACUGAAAGAAUUGUCAAUCUAACAAAAAUCUCUGAGAUUGGUGUUAAGUGUGAAGAAGGGUUGAAAACAAUUGAGGAGCAAAAGGCAAUCAUCGCCAAUCUGGAAACAGAUAAGCUUGAGCAACUAGCAGAAAUAUCUAAGCUGAAUGAAGAGGGGCACAUAAGACCUUACUGCUAUAAGUUAUAUGGGUAUCCAAAUGAAACUAUUCAAGAGAAACUUGAUCCAUCCAUAACUAAUGCAAAGAAGGAGUGGAAACAAAAGGUUGAUGUAACCAACACCAAGGGUUGUGCAGCUGAAAGUUGUGAGAAAAGCUUGAUUGCUCACACUUCUCUUAGAGCCUCAUCAAAAGAAGAUUGGUACUUUGAUAGUGGUUGUUCUAAACAUAUGACCGGUGUUGAAAAAUAUUUGAUGGAUAUAAAAUCCUAUGCAACAAGUUUUGUAACAUUCGGAGAUGGAGCUAAAGGAGAAAUUAAAGGUACUGCAACAACACUGUGUGAACUAUGGAAGAACAGAAAGCCUACUGUAAAAUAUUUCAAUGUGUUCAGAUCAAAAUGGUACAUCUUGGCCGAUAGAGAACCUAGGAGGAAAUUCGAUCCCAAAAGUGAUGAGGGAAUAUUUCUAGGUUAUUCAACCAACAACAGAGCCUAUAGAGUUUUCAAUUCUAGAACGAAAACCAUGAUGGAAUCAAUCAAUGUCGUAAUUGAUGAUACUGAUUUGACAAGUAUAGAUUCAGCUGAAGAGACAGAUGUAGUCACACCUGUCCCAACACCAGAUGAUGAUCAAGCUGAAUAUGAUUCUAUUCAAGACUUUGAGCCUAAUACAGAGAAUUUGAGACCAAACAAAGGUCCAUCAAUCAGAGUUCAGAAGAACCACUCAAAGGAAAUCUCUAUUAGAAAUCCUGACCAAGGAGUUACCAUAAGAAUAUCUACAUAUGUAAUUCUCAAGAAUUUGAAAGAAGAAGCUCAAUCUGGAAAGUUAAGGGGCAAGCUAAGUAUUUGCCUAUUUAAAGAAUUGUAG